This is a messenger RNA of Caenorhabditis briggsae, 627 nucleotides long. RefSeq names its product Protein CBR-GST-20 (gene Cbr-gst-20). Gene Ontology annotation, biological process: glutathione metabolic process. The transcript is spliced from 2 exons. NCBI's taxonomy places the organism in Eukaryota, Metazoa, Nematoda, Chromadorea, Rhabditida, Rhabditidae. The record is from RefSeq and is a predicted model, not a curated record. Bases 1 to 627 code for a protein of 208 amino acids. Gene Ontology annotation, molecular function: glutathione transferase activity.
AUGACCGAAUACAAGUUCUACUAUUUUAAUGGACGUGGUUUGGGAGACGUUUCCAGACAGCUUUUCGCCCUUUCUGGAACACAAUUCGAGGACGUUCGUAUCGAGAAUGAUCAGUGGCCAGCUCUAAAGGAAAAGAUGCCUUUCGGACAAAUGCCUGUUUUGGAGUUGAAAUCAUCCGGACUUCAAAUCCCACAAUCGAUGGCUAUCGCUCGUUAUCUUGCCAACAAAUUCGGGUACGCUGGAAAGACACCAGAAGAAGCUGCACUUGCCGACGCUCUCGUCGAUCAAUUCAAGGAUUUCUAUGCGGAAAUCAAACCGUACUACUACGGAAAAUUGGGAGUUAUCCCAACGAACACUGAAGCUGAGAAGACAAAGACGCUGAUUCCAGCAAGAGACAAGUUUUUGGCGAUCAUCGGAAGGUUCCUUAAAUCCAGCAACAGCGGAUUCUUGUUCUCCGGUGGACUGACUUAUGCUGAUUUGAUGAUCUGUGACAACAUGAGAAGUCUCAUUGGAUGGUGGCCAGAGUAUCUGAACGGAUUCCCAGAAAUCAAGGCCUGGUACGACAAGGUUGACAGUAUUCCAGAGAUUCGCAAGCAUUUGGCAGCUCACGAAGACAAGGGAUUCUAA